CGACGCAUCAUCCAACCUCUGACGGCGACUCAAGCAUGGCUGCUGGGUCGCUGAACGCUGUUGCUGCUUGUUAUGUUACACCUUUUUCGCUCCUUCGCUGUUGCUUCGCUGCUGUUACCGUGAGGUGCUUGAUUCCUGCAUCCGUGUGUUUGGAAAACGAGCCAAAGCAUUCCUUGUUCUCUUCUCCCCUUAUCUUCUUCAUGCAGUGCAUUGAAUGGCGCGGGGCUGUGUUGUGUUGUGCUUCACAUCAACUUUUGUAGUGGGAUUUGGUGUCGCUUCUUUUGGUUUUGCUUCUUGUCUUGAUUUGCGUUUCGCAUUUUGUUGAAGACGGGGCCAUGUCCUGGCUGAUCAUGGAUCUAUGACGAUGCAGACCGGACCGUGAUGCCACCGCUCGUUUUCAGCUCAUGUCUGCACCCCAUUGUCUGACGGGUUUUGGGUUUGCAUUCUGAGCACGUGCCCCAUGCCCGCCAUGCCAUGUGCCCCAUGCCGAAACGCAAUGUCAUGCAUGGGUCCAUCGGAUUGUGCUGCCUUCUGCCUUCGCUCUCGCCGCUGCUCUUCGUUUUUCUUUUUUGUUUGUUUUGUUCCAUCUCUAUUCCCAUCCAUACGCUGACUUUGGCUUGCCCUUGCUGCCAGCAUGUGUUGGUUGGUUGGUGUGCGUGUUUAUUUCUAUAUCUGAAGACCCACGGCGCGCGCCCCACACAUGUUAUGUUGGCUUGCUCUCUGCCACUGCUGUCGUUUCCUGUGUGUCUUGUGCUGUUUCCCUGUUUCCUUGUGACCUGUUACGCCUACGUCACGGUGCCACAAACCCUUUUCUUCCUCCUCGCGCUCGCUCCCAAGGUGGUGGCUGCGCGGAUGCGUCACAUGGCACGUCAUGCCACGCGUGACGUCACGUGGUUGUGUCAUGCAUGGUUGGUUGGUUGGUGCUUGGCCACUGUGUUCAUUGUGUCUCAACAUGUAACACCAACAUAAAAACAUCAUUUUCCACCA
Molecule: messenger RNA, 987 nt
Organism: Salpingoeca rosetta
Lineage: Eukaryota; Choanoflagellata; Craspedida; Salpingoecidae
Exons: 1
Coding region: 475-969 (164 amino acids)
Source: RefSeq, a predicted model, not a curated record